UAGUUCUCAGAGAGGCAGAAGCGGGCCUGGCGGCCGGCGGCAUGGCGGGGCUGGAGCUCCUGUCGGACCAAGGCUACCGCGUGGACGGGCGGCGCGCCGGGGAGCUGCGCAAGAUCCAGGCGCGAAUGGGCGUGUUCGCGCAGGCCGACGGCUCGGCCUACAUCGAGCAGGGCAACACCAAGGCGCUAGCAGUGGUCUACGGGCCGCACGAGAUCCGGGGCUCACGGGCACGAGCCCUGCCAGACAGGGCACUGGUGAACUGUCAGUACAGUUCUGCCACCUUCAGCACAGGUGAGCGCAAGCGGCGGCCACAUGGGGACCGGAAGUCCUGCGAGAUGGGCCUACAGCUGCGUCAGACCUUCGAGGCAGCCAUCCUUACACAGCUGCAUCCACGCUCCCAGAUUGAUAUUUAUGUGCAGGUGCUGCAGGCAGAUGGUGGGACCUACGCGGCUUGUGUGAAUGCAGCCACGCUGGCAGUUAUGGACGCUGGGAUCCCCAUGCGGGACUUUGUGUGUGCCUGCUCAGCUGGCUUUGUGGACGGCACAGCCCUGGCAGACCUCAGCCACGUGGAGGAAGCAGCUGGUGGCCCCCAGCUGGCCCUGGCCCUGCUGCCGGCCUCAGGCCAGAUUGCACUGCUUGAGAUGGAUGCCAGGCUGCAUGAGGACCACCUGGAGCAGGUGUUAGAGGCUGCUGCCCGGGCCGCCCGUGAUGUGCACACCCUGCUGGACCGUGUGGUCCGGCAGCAUGUCCAUGAGGCCUCCAUCUUGCUGGGGGACUGAGCACCCAGCCCCCCAUGCCCAGAAUAAAAUCCACACAGUCCACUGUA
This is a messenger RNA of Equus quagga, 826 nucleotides long. It is a transcript of the gene EXOSC4, whose product is annotated as exosome component 4. The coding region runs from base 42 to 779 and encodes 245 amino acids. Gene Ontology annotation, biological process: rRNA catabolic process; nuclear mRNA surveillance; U4 snRNA 3'-end processing. The transcript is spliced from 3 exons. Gene Ontology annotation, cellular component: cytoplasmic exosome (RNase complex); nuclear exosome (RNase complex); nucleolus. Lineage: Eukaryota; Metazoa; Chordata; Mammalia; Perissodactyla; Equidae. The record is from RefSeq and is a predicted model, not a curated record.